AUGACUAGCAAUCCACAACUUUUGAUCAAACACCUUUCUCCUGCCGAAUUGAAAGAGAUGCGCAAUAAGGGGCUUUGUUUUACCUGCGAUGAGAAGUUUAAUUAUGGACACAAAUGUAAGAAUAGGGUGCUGCUGCUAUAUGGCCAAGAGGAGGGGAACGACGUGAGUGAGCAUUCAAUGGAACAGAAGGGUGAGGAGCAAGAGGAUGAGGAAGAGGAGAGUCUCAAUGCUUUCUCAAAUUCCACUAAUCCGCAGAUCUUCUGCAUUUUGGGGAAUCAUGGCAGAGAAUCCUUAGAUGUGUUGAUCGACACAGGUAGUAACAAUAAUUUCAUCCAAGAUAAUUUAGCUGAGAAAUUGCAUCUGUCUUGGGAAGCUACUAAGGCAUUCAAAGUGUACAUGGGCAACGAGCAAUCAUUAUCAUGUUCCAAACUGUGCAAGGGAGUCACAUUGGAGUUGCAAAUGCACAAGUUCAUGGUGGAUUUAUAUGUUCUGCCCAUUUGGGGCUUGGAUAUUAUGCUUGGUAUGCAAUGGCUUUGUACUUUGGGACCUUGCAUCCAUGAUGACAAUGCCCUGACAAUGGAGUUUCAAUGGGAAGGACACACGGUGAAGUUAGAUGGUAACCCUGCAUGGCAAGCAAAACAUGUUUUGUUUCAUCAAUUCAGUACCAUCCUAUCAAUGGAGGAGCUGCCUCCGAUUAGAGCCAUGGAUCACCGAAUUCAUUUACAACCUGGAACCACUCCCAUCAAUGUUCGACCAUAUAGAUACCCCUAUUUUCAAAAAGACAUUAUGGAAAAACUUGUUCAAGAAUUGAUGGAAAUGGGUUUCAUCCAGCAUAGUACAAACCCAUAUUCUUCUCCGGUUUUGUUGGUUAAAAAGAAAGAUGGCACAUGGCGCUUCUGUGUAGAUUAUCGAGCUCUCAAUGCCCCUCUCACUGAAUUAUUGAAGAAAGAUGGGUUUAACUGGACCGAUUCUGCACAACAAUCUUUUAUUGCCUUGAAACAUGUUAUGAUCACUACCCCUGUGUUACGAUUGCCGGAUUUUUCUAAGACAUUUAUAGUCGAGAGUGAUGCUUCCCUUGUCGAAUUUGGCGGCGUUUUGAUACAAGAAGGGCACCCAUUGGCUUAUUUCAGUAAGAAACUUGGCCCUCGUUUACUAGGAGCUUCUGCUUAUGAUGGAGAAUUAAGGGUUGUGGUCGAGUUGACAGCUACUAUAUCUGGUGGGAAAUUUGAUAUUUUGGAAGAGUUGAGACUUGAAAAUGAAGCUUGUACAGUUCUAAUAGCGUUACAUCAACAGUUGAAUUCGGGCAAGCUCCCAAGUCCUCCUUAUUCGUCUCGUGACAGGUUAUUGAUGCAUAACAAUAGGCUGAUGGUUAGUGAUGAUUCUUGCAUGAAGACCAAGCUUUUACAAGAGUUCCAUCACACACCUAUGGGUGGACAUGCGGGAAUUGAACGAACCUACCUCUGA
Humulus lupulus (European hop) is the source of this 1464-nucleotide messenger RNA. RefSeq lists its product as uncharacterized. Lineage: Eukaryota; Viridiplantae; Streptophyta; Magnoliopsida; Rosales; Cannabaceae. The transcript has 4 exons. The coding region runs from base 1 to 1464 and encodes 487 amino acids. The record is from RefSeq and is a predicted model, not a curated record.